Molecule: messenger RNA, 1470 nt
Organism: Penicillium bovifimosum
Lineage: Eukaryota; Fungi; Ascomycota; Eurotiomycetes; Eurotiales; Aspergillaceae
Product: Zn(II)2Cys6 transcription factor domain-containing protein
Exons: 3
Coding region: 1-1470 (489 amino acids)
Biological process (GO): regulation of DNA-templated transcription
Molecular function (GO): DNA-binding transcription factor activity, RNA polymerase II-specific; zinc ion binding
Source: RefSeq, a predicted model, not a curated record
AUGCCUCCCGACGCAAAGACGAAGAUCCGCCCACAACAGUCGUGCCAUAGAUGUCGCGAGCGCAAAGUGAAGUGCGACCGCUCCAUCCCCUGCCACGCCUGCAUAAUCCGCGGCCUCGAAGCAGAAUGCACAUACCUAACGACAGCCGAGGAUCGCGCUCAUAUCAGCCAGUCCGAGAUCAUCGAUCGAUUGCGCCGCGAAGUCGCACAGCUGCGGGAGCACUUGAGCCAAAGCCCGCGAGAGCAGGGGUAUAGCAAGCGCCCGAGCCCGAGCCCAGAUCAAGGAAGUGGGAAGAGCAGGAGCUGGAACCAACAGGGCUCUGGCUCUGGUUCCAGCUCUGGCUCUAGCUCUGCGCAUACGGGUUAUGUCCAUGCGAACGCGGACAGCUAUGGUCAUGGCAAUAUUUCUGGUUAUGUGACUGGCGCUGGCGCUGGUCCCGCUUCGUCCCGGGGCACACCGGAUGCUGGGGAUGAGAGCUGGCGUGGGUCGUCACCAGCCUCGACGAUGACGAAUUCGGUGGUUGUUACGAGUCCUGAUAGUACGGGGAGUGAUAGUGGUGUCCGGUCGGCGUCUGUCUCGUCGCGGUCGGUCUCUGCUUCUGUUUCGGUCUCGGCGUCGGCUUAUCCUGUCGGGUCGGGGUAUGUGCCGCAGAUUGCGGAGUUGGAUGAGUCGACUACGGUUGAUCCGCUUGCUUGUGGGGAUUAUCUGGAAGAUACGGCAAUGGCUGGUUGUUAUGCGGCAGGUAUGGGCUUCGCUCCAGGGGACAUGUCCGGAACAGUCCCAGCCCCAAUGCAAGGACUCCCAACACAUGGGCUACAUCCGCAGAAUGCAAUGUGGAGCCUAGAUCAUCCGCCACUAUAUGGGACCGACAACUCUCAGUAUCUACUCGACGGGCGCAAGAUGCUCCCAUACUACUAUGCACAAGAUCCGCACUACGCCACACCAUUACCGAAAUCAACAAUAGCACAUUACGGAGAGGAAUAUCCAGCAUCAAGAAUUGAAGACGAGUCGCAUAACCCAUAUCAUCAGCCGGGUGUAGACGCCUACGGCAAUCCGAAUCCGAAUCUAAAUCCAAAUCCGAACCAAUUCUCGCAGCUGCAUCCAUACCAAACCCCGACUCAUUAUUCAGAUAUCAACUCCUUUAACAGCAUGGACGUCACCGCAUUAUCAAAUCCAAACUUCUCUCUGUCUACCCCGACACUCGUGGCUGGCGAUUCCUCGAGCCAUGCCAGCCCCAUUUCUCAGGAUCGUCCUUCACCCACAACGGUCAUGAAUUCCAUGCCGAACUCCUGGAAGGGUGAAGGAAAACAAGAACUGCUAGAAAUCCUGCUGAAAACGAUUUCCAGCUGCGACGAGGAGCAGUUGCCGCAGGUGAUUCAGGUCCUGCGAAUGAGUCCUUCACCUGAGGAGGCUGUUUCGGGUGUUUGUCGGGUUCUUGGGCUUGGGAACAGGGGGAUAACCAUGGGAUGA